Aspergillus saccharolyticus JOP 1030-1 is the source of this 613-nucleotide messenger RNA. RefSeq lists its product as uncharacterized. The transcript has 3 exons. Lineage: Eukaryota; Fungi; Ascomycota; Eurotiomycetes; Eurotiales; Aspergillaceae. Bases 270 to 434 code for a protein of 54 amino acids. The record is from RefSeq and is a predicted model, not a curated record.
GUUCAACGUCUGUUCGACUGCAUUGAGUCCGAUUCUGUGCGCUGAUCUUCUACGGUGGCUUGCUACCGCAAUUUCGCUGAUACGCCAAGCAUCAACUCUCAUCCUUUAUACACAGCUAUACGACCAAGCCCGUGAGCUCUGAGAGAUUGAAGCCAGUAUUGCGCUUUCAGUUCGAUGGCAUGCGCACGUGAGAAUUUGACAUAUCAACCCAGAACGUGCGGCAAAGCUUUCUACUCAAGUAUAAGUUACGCUUUAGCGGAACGAUCUUCAUGCGGUCCACCUUUGAUGCAUCGUUGGUCGAGCAGCAAGUCACCGAUCUCCCUGCAGACUCAGUUCACUGGGUAGGACUCGGGCUCGGUCUCGUUGCACGUAUCGGCUAUAACAAUUUGAAGUUAGUGGGGACCAAGAGAUCAUUCGGUUCGCAUCUCGCCUGAAUGAGUGUGAUUAUCAUGGGGACAACCCCCAUACAGUUGUCUAAUAAAGCCAUCAGGCAAAGGGCAGUAUACAACUGUGGGUGCGUACAGCGAUCCGCGCACCACAGAAGAGAUCGAAGCAUGUGUUGCAAGGAAUGAAGAAGGACAGGUGGAGUUCCUCCGGGGCAGAUAUACUGUAG